GGAUUAUAAACUUGACGUUACUAGAUGCUGAUCGUUGUGCUAGUCAGGCUUUGGAAUUUCAAAGCAGAAGAACGAAUAUUCAUGCGUUUAAAGGUGCAUCAUGUGUUGAUUCCAAAAUGACUCAUAUUGAAUUUACUGGUGAUAUCCUAAAGAUUCCUAUAUCAGAAGACCUGUUAGGUCGUAUUUUAAAUGGAUCUUGGAAAGCUAUUGAUAAAG
This is a messenger RNA of Racocetra persica, 216 nucleotides long. NCBI's taxonomy places the organism in Eukaryota, Fungi, Glomeromycota, Glomeromycetes, Diversisporales, Gigasporaceae. The record is from the annotation of a GenBank genome assembly.